UGAACCGCCCCACGGUUUGCAAACCACUUCUCAUUAAUUUGAAAUAAUUCUAUUAAUAUUUUUUCCUCAAUUUAACUGCAUAAUUUUUUUUUUGAACAUUUAUCUCCUGGAAAUCAGUGAUCCCUUUUUCCUUCAUAAUCUCUCCAGAAUCUCUCUCAGGAUUUAAUAUAUUAUAUCUGUGGGAGAGGGUAAGUGAUCGAUUCCCUAUUUGCGUGGAAAAACACAGGAGAAACAGGGUUUCUGUUAUAGGGAGUUCAAUUGAAGAAUUUGAUCAGGGGGUAUGUGCAGGAUCAUAAAUUCACAGAAGAAUUACUGAAAAGGUUUGUUAAUAUUUUAAUAUUAUUUUCCAGCAGCACAUGCAAAAGAUGUCAGACAGGGUGGGAUAUGAAUUGUUGGAGGUUCCAGAUACCCCUCCAGAUCAUUUGGCUACACAGGAUUGUUGUCGUUUAAGAAGGGAUUUUGGUGCAAGGAGACAUCGUUCUGUUUGUUUUCGGAAGAGAGGUGGAGAGGAUGAAAAGUUAAGCAGAGAACAAGACCAAGCUGUAGGAGAAAAGGCCACUGUAGGUUCUUAUUUGUCCCCACAUUCUAGAGGAACAUCACAUAGAUUGCGGUAUAGCUUGAGGAAGGACGGUUUUACACAAAAGCAAGACCAUCAGCAAUGCACAUCUUCCUCUUCAGAGGUUCGUCCUCAUCAAUAUUUACGUCAUCAGUCAGAAGGAUUACCGACAGAGUCAUAUAUGGAAACUUGUAGUAAUAUGUCGAGAGAGGAUGAAAGCAAUCAUACUCUUAAUAUUGAUGAAUUAUUUCAAACUGCUAUAGAGGAAGUUAAAAGGAAUGACAAAUCCACAAUUUCUGGUCAUGCAAUUCCUACACCUAUGCAGAAUCGAAGAAAAAUGUUGGUACGCAAUGGUCGCAUAUCUCCAAAUGGGAUUGCUGCAGAUGAAGACAUGUCAAACAAGAGUGUGAAAAGACUACGAGAGGCCAGUGUAGAGGGGCAUGUUAUGAAUGAUGAAGCUGCAGAUGCAAACAGUUCAAUCAGUUGCGAUCUUGAUUUUCAGCCUAAUAACAUUUCUUUACCUCGUUCUGCCCAACAAGAGGAUAGAAGGAAAGGCAAAGCAAUUAUAUCUGGUGAUAUGGUUGAAAGUGAUGAGAAUAAUUGUGUCCAAUUGCUACAAAGGAGGAAGAGAAUGAGGGCUAAUUCUUCAAGUUCUGGAGAAGUUAACAAAUUCUCUGUAUGUAGAGAUAGUACUAGUCGCUGGCCUUGUAGUUCUUCAGGUUUGGCUAUACAGGGCAAGAGCCAAGCUUGCAGAAAUGAUGUUUCUCUCAAUAGUUCAAGGGAUGAUGCAUCGGAAGGAAACAUAAAGUUUACUCGUAAGCCUCAAGGUUGCUCAAGAGUGCAUCGAAGUGAAAGGCAUCUGGCAAGGCUUGACAAAACCAGAGGUGAUUUACCUCCUUUAUCUUCAGUUGGGGAUCAAGGGAAUUCUUCUGAAGCAGGUUCACCAGAAGUUGUAUUCCUGAGGUCAUGUAGACCGUUGCGAAGAAAUCCUUUUUCUACUAGUAGAUCUAGAAAUGUUGUUCAGGAAUCCAUCUGUGAUGUUGAGGUUGAUGAUCGUACCCCUAUUGAUGUUGAUAGCUUAGAAUGUCCUAUCAAUGAAACUGCAAACCUAGAGGAAAGUGAUAAGGAAGCAAGUGCUAGGGCCAGACAAAUAGAACAAGAUGAACUUUUGGCCAGGCAGCUCCAGGAGGAUUUUUCAGGGGAUGAACUCGAAGGAAGUGUACAGCGAGACGAUCCUAUUUCACGUUUGAUGUUACAAAGGGAGGUAAGGGAGCAUGUAGCUGCCCCUUAUUUGGAUUCAACUCCUGUUUUUAGUGGCUUACGUGCCAGUUUUGGAAUCGGGGGAAGGAGAGAACCAAGCCAUUCUUUGGCAAUUCGUCCAUCACUACCUCCCUUUCUAGCUAGUCAUCCAACUGUUCCACCACAUAGAAGGAGAGAUGUAGUUUCAGGAAGAUGGCACCGUGCAUCAGGGAGACCAUUUCGUGGCAGCAGAUUCCAAUUCCCAUCACAUAUGAACAUAGAAAUGAGAGUAGAUAUGUUGGAAGCAAUGGAACAUGCUGUUGAAAGCAACGUCACUCAUCAGUUCCUUGCUGGAGUUCAACGUGACUUCAAUGAGAAUGAUUAUGAGAUGUUAUUGGCACUUGAUGAUGACAAUAACAAUUCCAAGGGUGCAUCACAACGGCAUAUUGACCGCUUACCCAUAUCAACUGUUCAGAAUGAUAUUUCAGAUGAAGUCUGUUCUGUUUGCUUAGAGAUGCCAAAAUCUGGAGAGGUUAUUCGGCAUUUGUUAUGCAUGCAUAAGUUUCAUAAAGAGUGCAUUGAUCCCUGGCUUGCAAAACAAGCAUCUUGUCCCAUAUGCAAGUUAUCUAUUUAAAUACUUCCAUCGUUUAGAAGACAGUUACCUCGACAUGCAGAGCUGCACUUCAUUUACAGAAGCUUUUCUGGUUUGAUUACCAGGAUAUCAGCAUUAUUAACGCUAAUGCGCCUAUUAGCUGCUUCUUUCUAAUUAUUUUGUUGUAAUGUGGCCAUUUGUAUCUUUGGCAUAGCCUGAUGGUUUCUUGCCUUCAAGGAGUAGUGCAUGGUUGUGUUUAUGAAAUAGUUUCUCCCGAUGGGGGCUGAUUUUGUAUUGUCCCCAUAUUUCAAGUUCCAUUGGAACUUUUAUUCUUUUUAUUUCUUCAUUAGUCUAUUCGUUUGUUACUUAUAGUCAAAAUUGCUCAUUUUAUCAUUUGCUUCAA
Molecule: messenger RNA, 2790 nt
Organism: Cryptomeria japonica (Japanese cedar)
Lineage: Eukaryota; Viridiplantae; Streptophyta; Pinopsida; Cupressales; Cupressaceae
Exons: 9
Coding region: 357-2429 (690 amino acids)
Source: RefSeq, a predicted model, not a curated record